AUGCCCGCAGCAUCAGCACCUGUCGCAGGAGCAUCCGUAGCGGCAGCUGCCGAAGAGGCACCAGCGGAGGAAAAACCAAAGGAGAAGACUAUAUUCAAUGUCAAGCUCGAGAAGUUUGAUGCAGCCAGCAAGGCGAAAAUAAUUCGAGAGGUGAAGGCAAUCAUGCCAAAUAUGAAUUUGGUCGAGGCCAAGAAGUUCGUUGAGUCUGUCCCGAAGACAUUGAAAGAGAAUGUACCAAAGGAAGAAGCCGAGAAAUUGAUGAAGACACUCAAGGAUCUUGGCGCGACCGUCGUCCUUGAGUGA
Messenger RNA from Rhizoctonia solani, 303 nucleotides. RefSeq names its product ribosomal protein L7/L12 C-terminal domain. Bases 1 to 303 code for a protein of 100 amino acids. The record is from RefSeq and is a predicted model, not a curated record. Gene Ontology annotation, biological process: translation. The transcript is spliced from 3 exons. Gene Ontology annotation, molecular function: structural constituent of ribosome. NCBI's taxonomy places the organism in Eukaryota, Fungi, Basidiomycota, Agaricomycetes, Cantharellales, Ceratobasidiaceae. Gene Ontology annotation, cellular component: ribosome.